Molecule: messenger RNA, 1559 nt
Organism: Lactuca saligna
Lineage: Eukaryota; Viridiplantae; Streptophyta; Magnoliopsida; Asterales; Asteraceae
Source: the annotation of a GenBank genome assembly
CGAACAGAUUGGUAUUUGAUCAAGUGCAGUGGACGACGGCGACGAUGGUGAAAGCGGUGGUCGGAGAAGAAAUCCAGCUCAAAUCCGUUGAAGACCGCCUCAGCCAUUCCCGUCUCUCCUGCCAGGUAGGGCUGGCGAUUGGGAAGAUAAGUACAAGUUUGGAUAGAGGUUUUGUGUUUGAUUUAGUCCCCACGCCGUUAAACGAUGCCGGAGAAGUAGCUUCUUGGAUCAUCGAGAGCAAAGAUGAUAAUAACAAUAAGAAGAAAGGAGGAUCAAAAUCCAAAACGCAAUCGGAUUCUUCUUCGUUUUUGUCCAUUGAUAAGGAUUGGGUCGCUGAACAUGCUCGUCAGGUUUCAAGAAUGUUAGUUGGUGGCAUGAAGGUAGUUGGCAUCUACAUAUGGAUGAAUGAAAGUUUGUUCAAGAAUUCUACUUUAGUGCUCUGCCAGACUGUUAAAGGAGUUGCAGAUGCAGCACCGAUAAGAGAUAUUGGUUGGGAUGAGAGACUGCUUAUUCACAUAAGCUAUAGUCCAAGCAGGUGGACAUGUCGAAAUUGCUCUUUGUCUUCAAAUAUAACCUCAAGCAGCCUACGCCCAUGCGACUUCAAAAUGGGAAGAGUUUUUUCCACUCUUCAGAAGUUUAGAUGCAUUUACAGCUUUGAUAUAAGGUUUCCAAUAUUUCAUGAGAGCAUUUCAAAUCCCAAAAAAUUUGCUGGAAUUGUUCGUGAUGUAAUAUCAAGUCAUGCUGAAGAACUGAAGGGGGCAAAGGCUUUGAUUAAUGGGAAUUUGGUGAAUGUGGAUGAGCAAUGUUCAUUUGAUGGUGUCCAUGAAGUUGAAUUUUUUAUACCUUUCAUGCAGCAUACAUCUUUUCAAGCAUACAGUGAAGAGGAGGUUGUGGGUAUUUUGGUCUUUACUGGUUCAGUCUGUUCUUAUGCAUACUCUAAUUCCAAAGAAUCCAUUUCACAAGCUUUGGCUGAUUUAAAGGGGGAUAUCAUUUCAAGCCUACAUAGUAGAUUAGAUAUCAUCUGUGAUGAGGCUGAUGGACAAUUGGAUUCAGAUUCUGUUGCAGAUGUUGGUGGGGAGGUUUCAACUCAGACACCUAUUCCGCACCUUCAACUGCAGUCAUUAAGGAAAGGAUGCAGUCUUUGUUUCCCUCGAAGAGUUUUUGUCCCUUGGCUGGGUGACACGUAUAUAUGUGACUACCUACAGCCUUCUGAAACACUUGAGGGUGUUAAAGACCAUUGUGUUGAAUUGAUGUCUAUGGAAGCUCUAACCGACACAUCCAUGGUUUUGGAGCCAGAAGCAGAAUCAGCAACUUCCAUGAAAUUCUCCACCAAUUCCAAUUCCAAUUCAAAUUCCUUCUGGGAAACAGCAAUGCCAGUGUCCCCAGAAUUGAGAACAUUAUCCUUGAACAACAACAGUGGUGACAAAGGCUCAGUUUCUGGGAAACAGUUAGAAAAAUCCAGUAGUAAUGACAUGACAGGGCCAGGGUCAGGGUCAAAUGUUUUUUUUUUCUUCUUUUCUUGGUGUGAAUUAGUGUUAUUCUAUUGUGUCAUAAUAUGA